Biomphalaria glabrata is the source of this 5173-nucleotide messenger RNA. Its product is annotated as centlein-like. Lineage: Eukaryota; Metazoa; Mollusca; Gastropoda; Planorbidae. Bases 327 to 4106 code for a protein of 1259 amino acids. Gene Ontology annotation, biological process: protein localization to organelle; centriole-centriole cohesion. The transcript has 36 exons. The record is from RefSeq and is a predicted model, not a curated record. Gene Ontology annotation, cellular component: centriole; centrosome.
UUAAUGUAGCAACAGAUAGACUAGAAACGAGAGAUCGGAAAUUUGAAAACGAAUUAUGAUAGAUCUAAAUCUAUCGAAUAUAAAUGUAUUUUUAGUUAAAAAAUAACAACUUGACAUUUUAAAAUUUGAUUUGCUAUAAAAUGAAUAACAGCUCAAACUUAUUGUGGAAUAUAAAAUAACAAAAAACAUCAAGCGGCUAAACUUCGCUUCUAUCGAAAAUAGGACAGGUUAGUCGAGUGCCAACAAGUUGCACAAAUGAAAACAACAAAAGUGACAAGACAAGCUCAGAAAAUGACUUCUGACUGCAAAAGCAUCUUAAUUUUCAUAUGAACAUAAUGAGUCUUACAUUUUCUCAGUCAAAUAUGCAAGACCCAGAUAUUACUUUAUUAAUAACUCAGAAUCAAACAUUGGCUGCUGAGUUAGCUCAGUGUCAGGCUGAUAAAGAAUUUGUUUGGUCCUUAUGGAAGAAACUUCAGGCCUCUAAUCCAGAUCUCACAGAUGCUAUAGGUUUAGUGACACAAAGGGAAAAAGAGAAAUCGGAAACCAAAGAUCGUAAAGUUUUGGAAAUAAUACAAGUUAAAGAUGAUCGCAUUGAAGAAUUACAGAAUAUUGUCACAAAACAAGCAGAAGAGAUUAGCAGUGUCCUGUCUAAAAAAGUAGAACUGACAGAAAAGUUAGCCAGACAACAGCUGGAGAAUGAGAAUCUUCAUGAAAAGCUUAACUUAUUGGAACACCAGAUGACUAGUGAGGUCAAGAAAGAAAAAGAUUUAGAAGAGACUUACAGAAAGAAUUUAGAGAGUCUAGAAAAAGAAAAAUUUGAGUUGACACGUAAAGUGGCUAGAUUGACUGCAGAUCUUGAUAUUGCUAAAUCAGAAAGAACAUAUGCUUUGAACAGACAGAAAAUUUUAGAAGAGAGAAUCAAGACUUUAGAAAAAGAAGUCUCUGAUAAAAUGUGUAAGUUUCAAGAUUUAGUUCAAGAGGUGGAAGACUCAACUGUAAGACUGACUCGAUAUGAAUCAGUCACAUCACAACAGCGUAGAGAUUUGGACUUUAAAAAUCAGGAAUUGGAAAAUGUGAGGAAAGAACUGAAAGAAUUGUGGAUGGCACAUAACCAGCUGACGGAACACUCUGGUCAACAGGCUGACCUGAUAAGACAGCUUCAGUCAUUGCAGCAAGAUACACAGAAAAUGUUGAAAAACCAAGAAGAUGCUUUCUCUAUGGAGAACACUUCAUUACAACAGAUGUUUACUGACAUCAACACCAGGUACGAAGCAGCCAAAAGAAUAGAGUCUGAAUUAAGACAGCAAGUGUUGGAACUGAAGAAGAAUCUCAUGGACAAAGAAGACAUGAUUUCAUCAUUGCAAUCUCAAGUGACUCUAAACCAAAGAUCACAGAAGGACCCAGAAUAUAGUGGCAGCUUUCUAGACAUAGUGCAGGAAGUUGAUAGGCUGAGCCCAAGAGACUCCAGUCAAAGGCACAACAGAUGCAGAUCACUCACUCGUCGUCCUCUACCUGAUUUGACUAACAAAGAUAAUGAGCAGACAUUAAGGUCAAGGUCUUUAUCGCCUCCUCCUGUUGAUGGUGAACCCAGAAUAGAAGCAGUGGACGUUAAAAAAGUGGCACAACUACAAAAAGAAUUGUUGGUUAAGACUAAACAAGUGGAAGAACUGAGACGAGCUCAUGACAACAGGUUGCAUAGAUUCCAAGACUUGCAGGCUAGUUACAAGUUGGCAAGAGAAGAAAUUAAAACUCUGGAGUUUGGCAGUAAGUCAAAACCCAAGAAAAUCAAAAGAGCAGACCCAAGAUCCCUGCAGAAAGAAAACAGUGAUGAAGUGUGGAACGAGCUGACAUUUUUCAAGACAGAAAAUAGAAGUCUCCACAUUGAGAAGAUGUCAUUACAAGAAGAAGUUGAUCUUCUGAGAGUCCAGGCUGCACAGGAUGAUGUCACUGUUCAUGAACUCAGAAUAGCCUUGCAAGCACAGAAUGAAGAGUUUGACUUCCGCCUGCGUCAGUUGUACCGUGAAAACAAUGACAUUAAAGAAGCUGAAAAACAAAUAGCAUUUGUGAAAACUCAAAUACAGAACAAAAUUUUGCUAAUUGAAAAACUAGAGAGAGAUUUGAUGAAUGCUGUCUCCCAGAGAGAUGAUAUAGCUCAAGAGAAAAGUAAACUCAUGUCUCAGCUUGUUGCCACCCAGCAGGAGGCAUCCAAUCAUAGGAUGGAACUUGCAGAUGUCAGACAUCAACUUCAAUGUGCCUUGCACCAGCUAGAAGAAAUGCAACAGAUAGUUGCCCAGUCUGGAAAGAAAACUUGCAUUCCUCAAGAUGACAAUUCUGACAUUGCAUAUGCUGUGGCAGCAAACAUACAGUCCAAGAAGAUCAACUCUCUCAGAGAAACAGACCUAUGCCAUAUUGACAGUCCAGAAAGCAGUACUGUUAAAGACAUAAUCGAAGAUGAUUGGGAGGAAAGACUGUCAUCAGAUGAAAGUGAUUUAGAUACAGAUGACUUCAACAAAACAUGCAGUAGAAAGUGUGCACGAGUUAAACACUCUCUGGACAAAAGGUUGACUAAUGGAAUCAAUAAAAGAAUUAAAUCUGGUCAGAGAAAGUCCUCAUCAAAAGAAAAGUCAGAUGAAAAGAAAGACAAGUCACCUGGAAUAAGAGACCAGUCACCUGCCUUGAGAGACCAGUCACCUGGAAGAAGAGAUAGGUCACCAGGCAAAACUGAGAUUACUUCAGACGCAGGCUCCAGGAGAGACUGUGCUACCUCACCAAUAACCUUUAUUUCUGCGACUGCAAAUAUUUCCUCCAACAUCUCGAAAUCGUUGUCUUCCAAGCACAGAGCUGGUUAUGUGAUAGUGUUGAACCGCAAGGCAAGGAAAGCGGCAGAGUCUAAACAGAUUGUCAACUUGCAGCAGCGUGUGGCUCACCUUCUGAAUCAAGUAGAUCUCUUGAAGAAAGCAAAAGUAGUGGCAGCUGCAAGGGAAGGCAACCUUCAAGAUACUGUCACUAGAUUACAAAAUGAACUUUCUUCUUUAACUGGCCGACUAAAGGCUUCCAAACAGUUAACACAGAAACUUCAGUCAGACAUUGAGAAACUCCAGAAAGAAAAAGAUGAACAGGAAGAAGUGGUAAAAGCCCAGAUGAAAGUGAAUUCAGCCGCUGACUCCCAGGAAAUGAAGAACCUUGAAGCUAAACUGAAGUCCACAAGCAAUGAGCUAACCCAGCAAACUACCAGAUUAAAAGAGUUAAAGUCUGAUAAAGACAGUCUCCAAGACCAGGUGAAACAUUUACAAGACAAAAUCAAUCAGUUGGAGAGAGAUGUUAGCCAAAAAAGAAAUCUUCUAGAAAAUCAAAAACUUAAACUCAAACAAGCUCAGGAAGCAAACAAAUCAGAUGCUGAUGCUAUGGAAGAGUUGGACACUAAAGUCAAGUUGUUAACAGAUGCCAACUGCAAGUUAAAAGUACAGAUUGAAUCCCUGAGGAAAAGACUUAGUUUGGUGGUUAGUGAUAAAAAGAAAUAUGAAGACAAGUUUCUGAAAGUCUCAUUAGAACUGGACAGUAAAACCAAACAACUUUUGGAAGCCACAUCUCAACGUCUGGCUCUUGAGUCUGCUCUAUCGGAUCUGGAGAGCUCUGCCAAACAACAGCUUCAUGGCCUGGCAUGUCAAUCUGAAGCUGCUAUUGACACUGCCAGAGACAAACUGAUGACUGCUCAGAGCAGGCUGUCUCAGUUCCACACCGCUUUCAGGCUACUGGCCACUGAGCUGGCCAAAAGGACCAGUCAGGCUCGAACUCAGCUCCAAGCAGCCAAAGCUCAUCAAGAAUCAUUGCUGCGGGACUCUGAUCUCUCAUUGAGAAAAGCUCAGAAUAAGGCUAAAGACAUUUUGAAUUUAAGCCAGUCUGACCUUGAGGACAUCAUGAGUGCUGAUGGAGAUAGUCUUAGCCAGGAAUCUGUGCUUGCAGCAGAGAAAAAACUUGAUAAAAGGUGGUUAAGAAAAUGUGAAAAAAUUUUGAAUAGUGGGGAGGACUUUGUUCAUCCAUUGGUCAAUUUACUGCUACAUAAAGUUGAUGAAAGGACAGAGGUUAUCAUUAAAAUUCCCACAUAGCUUUGAGAUGUUUGCUUUUAAAAUGACAGUGUAAUUAUUGAAUGUAGAAGUUAAUUGACAGUCAGAUCUCAGCAGAUCUCAGAAGUUGGGCUUGAAUGUUUGAUGCUUACAUUUGUUUCCUGAUAAAUAAAUAAUCAUGUCAUUUAUUAAGAGUUAACAAAUAAUCAUGUCAUUUAUUAAGAGUUAACAAAUAAUUAUGUCAUUUAUAGCCAUUUAUAAAAGACUAACAAAUAAAUGACUUGGAGGCGAAUGUUUAGUGGAUAAAGAAAUAUUUACAAUCAUAAUGUGAUAUUUCUCCAGAAACAUGGCCUUCAAUUCUCUGCACUGUACCAUCUUUUUGUUUUUAUUAUUCUCUGCCAUAUUUGUGAAUAAAGAUCGAAUGUGUACAGUGGAAAUUAAAUUGUAUUUUUGGUGACAUUUCAUUUGCAUGGUUUUACUUAUAUUUAUUUUUAUCAAAGGUGUAUGUGAUAUCUAAAAUUUAGAUAAAGCUUGUCACCCUCUGACUACUGGUCUUCAAUCAGCAAGAUAAAAAUAUAGAAAGCAAUUUAUUUUCUGACAAUCCAUUACUUCACAAACACAGAAAUUUGGAGCAUAGAUCAUUGUGCUACAGCAAACAUUCCAUUUCACAUGGUAUUUACAAACUUGGUGUAAGAUGUUAUAAUAGUUGAAUUUAUUUCUUAUGUAUUUGUCUAAGGAAUGCCUUGACCAGACCAGCAUUACAUGAAAACACACUUGUACAGUCCCCAAAACCAUUCUGCAUAAUAAUUAUUUUGUUUAUGGAAUUUAUAUUUUUUUCAUUAAUAACCAAAAAAUCCGUCCAAACUGUGGAAUACUAAAUUUAUAAUACUUUACUUUAUGUAGAUUUAUUGUUUUAUAGUUUCUGAUGUACUAUAAACAUAGAGUGAAACAAUCUUUUUGUGUGUGUGUGUGUAUUUGUGAUUAUUUUAAUGUUUCUGUUAACAGUUCAAACUGUUAUAUCUUUAACAUGCAUAACAAAUUGUGUGUCUAACACAUUGCAAAUUUGUUUUCUUUACAAAUAAACUUUUUUUUUACAGUGCAGAGUGAGA